Synchytrium microbalum is the source of this 300-nucleotide messenger RNA. RefSeq lists its product as uncharacterized. The transcript has 5 exons. Lineage: Eukaryota; Fungi; Chytridiomycota; Chytridiomycetes; Synchytriales; Synchytriaceae. Gene Ontology annotation, biological process: microtubule-based movement. Gene Ontology annotation, cellular component: cytoplasmic dynein complex; cytoplasm. Bases 1 to 300 code for a protein of 99 amino acids. Gene Ontology annotation, molecular function: dynein intermediate chain binding. The record is from RefSeq and is a predicted model, not a curated record.
AUGGCAGCUGUACCCAAAGAAGGAACCAAGGAUUAUGCAGAUGUAGAAGCCACUCUUGCAAGACUACAAACUCAUAAGGGUGUUCAAGGAAUCGUAAUUGCGACACAUGAAGGAGCAGUGAUUCGAUCUACUUUGGACAAUAUACAGACACAGCAGUACUCGACCCUGGUGUCUCAGUUGGCUGCAAAGGCGAAAGGGUCUGUAAGGGAUUUAGAUCCAGAGGAUGACCUGACCUUCUUGCGUAUACGGUCGAAAAAGCAUGAGAUCAUGGUCGCAGAGAGUAAGAAGGAGAUGCUGUAG